AUGAAAGAACUGAAAACAAAAUACGGAAUACAUCCGCCCCAAAAAUUCACUUAUAUUAGCAAGUAUCCGCAGUUGGUAGAAGAUUAUUUACACUUAAUAAUCACUGGAACAUUAAUCGCAGUAGUAAUAGGAAUAGCAAUUUAUUAUUUUACUACUAAAAGUAAUAAUUCUAAAAUUAUUAAUGAAACCAAGGGACAAACUACGGAAAAAAAAGUUCAACAACUCCAACAGCAAUUAAAUCAUAUUAAAGAAGAGUUAAAUAAGCCUGAGAAUUUAUUCGAAAAAAAUGAUUUUUUUACUAAUUUAAUUGGUUUAGAAGAAAUUUUAGGUAAAAUUUCCCAACUCAACAGUCAAAAACAAGAAGAAUUUAUUAGAGAGUUAGAGAACUUUAUUAAAAAGGUUGAAAAGAAGUUAAAGGAUAAAAACGAACCGAUAUCUGGCACUUUUAAAUUAGGUAAAGAAAUGGUUAAUACUCCUCUUUUUGAUAUCAAGUUUAAGAAAAAAGACAUUUCAAGGCAAGAAAGCGAAAAAGAUUUCUAUUUUGAAAAGGAUAAUAGCAAUUUUGAACUAAAACCUCUUGAAAAAGCGGAAUUAGAGAUUUCAUAUAUCGGUGAAAAGGAGAAAAGUCCAAUUCAUUUUGGAGACUUCGCCUUAACCUUGGCUCUACCAAUUUCCCACCAAACUAGGCAGAAUCCUUACCAAACAGCCCAGGAAAUAGUAAAAAUAACUGCUUUACCUGGUUUAGAAUGGGAUAUCACCCAACAAGGUUAUAUUAAUUUUCAUCUCCCGCUUGAUUAUUACCAACAUUUUUUUAGGGAAACAUUUGAAAAAAAGGGACAAAACCUCCGCAAGAAGCAAAAAGAUAUUCGCAUAAAUAUUGAAUAUGUUUCUACUAACCCUACCGGCUACUUACAUUUGGCUCACUUUCGCCAUGCUUUUGUGGGGAAUGCUUUGGCUAAUGUUUAUCAGUUUUUAGGUUAUCAAAUAAUUCGAGAAUAUUACAUUAAUGACCGAGGAGGACAAAUUAUUUCUUUAAUUAAUUCAGUUUAUCAUUUUUAUCACCAAUUCCAAGGCAUUAGUCAACCAAAUCCAGCCGAAAUAGCAUAUGCUGGAAAAUCGAGUCAAGAAAUUGCUCGGAAAUUGCUCGAAAAGUGGGGAAAUAAAUAUAUCAACAAAGAAUUAAACCAAGAGGAUUUAGCACAUUCAAGGAGGAGACGACAAAGACCGAGAGCCGACCACCACGGUUUCGUUGCUCGGCUGAAAAGUGCUUGUGCUUUACUUGGAUAUAAACCAAAAGUUUUACAGAUAACUUUAAUUCAAAUGGUUAGUUUACUUACUCGGGAUAACCAGACCAAAAGAUUUUCCAAACGGGCGGGAAAUACUAUCGAACUAACGGAAGCACUUGAAUACAUGGAUAAAGACCAAUUGAUUUUUUUUCUUUUAGAAAAAGACCCUAACCAACCUAUUUCCCUAAAUGUAGAAUUGUUGAAAGAAAACAAAGAAAAAACCCGACUUUAUUAUAUUCAGUAUGCUCAUGCUCGCUGCCAUCAGAUAUUUCAAAAAGCCCAAGCCUGA
This is a messenger RNA of Funneliformis geosporum, 1575 nucleotides long. Lineage: Eukaryota; Fungi; Glomeromycota; Glomeromycetes; Glomerales; Glomeraceae. The record is from the annotation of a GenBank genome assembly.